AUGGGAUGCGGAUCUGGCUCAAUUACUACUAAACUUCCAGAAAGAAAUAAGGAGCAAACCGAAUUCACUUAUACAGUAAAAAUUAUGUCCCCACAAGGCGAUAAAGGCUGACAAUUUGACUAUAAAUCUGAUUAUACAGAAAUCCCUCUCCCUACUCUUAUGAAUUAUUUAUCAUAUAACGACCAUCCUUCAUCCUCACUAAGUGCAAAUUUUAUAUCAAAAUACAAUCAGGAAAAUGACAGGUUUGAGUAUUACGUACAGCAAUUAAUGGGUUUCGAGAUAGAAAAUGCUGAUGAACCAAAAAAAGGCAAACUUUGAGUUGUAUAUAUUAAUGAGAGUAAAUGUGAUUGGGACAAUAUUUGCGAGAAAGAGGUUGCUGUAAAGCAUAGUGAUGAAGUAGUAUGAUAUUUACAAAAAUAUAAUGAAAUUAAGAAGCAGAAACAAAGCUAA
Messenger RNA from Blepharisma stoltei, 450 nucleotides. Lineage: Eukaryota; Ciliophora; Heterotrichea; Heterotrichida; Blepharismidae. The record is from the annotation of a GenBank genome assembly.